GCUGUGGCCACGAGUGAUGGUCGGGUAAACGUGCAGCGCCGCUGUUAGUUUGUGACGAGCUGGGCGGCAGUGCCUGUCCAUCUUUCUAUCCAGUUUGAGACCCUGUAAACUCCUCCUAGCUAGCAUUCGCCUGUUUUAGUGUGACGCGUGGAUUAUUUCACAAAGAAAAACUCCGGCUACCUUUUUUUACCUGGGCGAUCUUUCUACUAUCUGUGGGUCUGCGUCCGCCCAUGUACCUAGGUCGAUUUUUCUCGCUUUCUGUUCAGAGCCCCGGUGCUUUCUGGAUCCCCUUUAGGCCUUGUACAAUGAGAGGUGUUUAGAGGAGGUGCUUAGAAAAAUAAACCAGACUUUUUUUCUGUAGAAAUAGGCACCGGUGCAGCAUAGAUGCUUAACUAAGCGUCUCUCCUGUAGAAGUAGAAAUAGGCACCGAUGCUUCAGAAAAAUCUGGUUUAUUUUUCUAAGCAUCUCUCCUUGUACAAGGCCUAGCGUAAACAAGGACUUCUUUCUCUCGCCGGCAACUACUGCGCUAGGACCGUACUAGUACGACUGAUUAGUACUGGUACGAAGCGGCGGUUCGAUGCGGCCUGUAAAGCAAACUACUCCAAGUGGGUAUAUGCUGUAAGCCGGUAGGUAACGAGCACACGUACGUCAUUGUGUGCAAAAUUCGUGCCAAAACUGUCAAUACGUACGGUCAGCUAAUUGGAGUGCUGUCAAAGGUGUACACGCAUGCGCUGGCCAGCCUGCAUACAGAUACUAGUCUGCGCUUACAUCUCACCGGUUCACGUGUACGACCACUGUUACCAGUCCUCACACAAGUAUCCAGCUAGCUCACACCCAUGGGUCCAUGGCCGACAGGAGCGUGCACCAGCCGCAGCCGAUCGACACGACGAGCCCGGGCUCGCAUCUUAUCCGGUCCAGUCGCAUCACUGCUCGACCACGACCGGGGAUGGCUGAAAUGCGCGUGUGUGGACGUUGGUUGCACCGGUCAAAUGUUCCGGCUGAUCACUCACUGAGCCCCUUCCCUGAUGUGUGUCCAUAUACGUAGUAGGUACGAUGAAUAUCACAGCUGAUACAAUUCUAUGUCCUCCUCCAUAUCCACUCCACUUUGUGCCAAAGAAUUAUCCUGCUACGUACUCGCCUAAGCCAUCUACCGGAAUCAUCCUCUCUCGCAUGUUCCCAUGGCGCCUGGGGCCUUGCCUCUUCGUCUCCGUCGCCGUCGUCGUUAUCGUCGCUUCCACGAUGCCGGCACGGAUGCUCGCCGCCGCGGCGGCCUGCGAGCCGGAGCGAUGCGGCAACGUGAGCGUCUCAGCCCCGUUCGGUGUCGUCUCGGGCUCUGAGGAGAACCGGUGCGCGCAGUCCGGGUUCCAGGUCCACUGCACCGACGGCGUCCCCUACCUCGGGUACUACGAGCCCGGGUUCGGUCUGCAGAUCCUCAACAUAUUCUACGUCAAUAGUUCCUUGCUCGUCUCCGACGUCCACAAGCUCGGCGACUUCAAUCUCUCCGGCGAGAGAGGAUGCCAUGUCCCCACGGCCAACACCGCCACCAAAAUCGGGCCUCCGUUCUCCAUGAGCCUCCUCAACCGGAACCUCAUCUUCUACAACUGCGCCAGGAAGCCGAGGACGGCGCGCCGAGCGGGGCUGGUGGACACGGUGUGCCGGAACAACACGUUUGUCCGCGCAGGAGGGCGGUACAACGCGUCCGGCAGGAUCGAUAGAGGGUACGCCUUGCCGGGGUGCAACGCCACCGCCGUGCCGGUGCUGGGGGCGUCCGGCGAGGUGAAUGCCGGCGACUACCAGGAGCUCAUCAGCGAUGGAUUCCUCCUCACAUGGCAGCCGCCGACGCCGGUUGCCGGUAGUGGGGGCAGUAAAAAGACGACAAGAAUAUUCAUAAUACUUGGAUCAUUAGGCGGUCUUGCUGCAUUAGCGGCGUUCGUCACCUAUCUCUUGCACCAACGAAAGAGGAAACGAGCUGUAGCUUCAGACGAGUUGAUGCGAAGUGGAUCUUCAAUGACGUCAUACAGUAAAGACCUUGAGCUGGGUGGUUCGCCUCAUAUCUUCACUUUCGAGGAACUUGAAGUAGCUACUGAUGGAUUUAGUGCUUCAAGGGAGCUCGGUGAUGGUGGCUUUGGAACUGUUUAUAAAGGAAAACUCAAGGAUGGGAGAGUAGUAGCGGUGAAACGCCUUUACAAGAACAACUACAGACGGGUUGAGCAGUUCCUCAACGAGGUAGACAUCCUGUCCCGCCUGCUCCAUCAGAACCUUGUCAUCCUAUAUGGCUGCACGUCGAGGAUGAGCCGUGACCUUCUCCUGGUGUACGAGUUCAUCGCAAAUGGGACAGUCGCGGACCAUCUUCACGGAUCCCGCUCGGCGGAACGAGGCCUCACAUGGCCUCUAAGACUGAACAUUGCCAUAGAAACGGCUGAAGCACUGGCCUACCUCCAUGCCGUCGAGAUCAUACACCGUGACGUGAAGACGACCAACAUAUUGCUGGACAACAGCUUCCAUGUCAAAGUGGCAGACUUUGGGCUGUCGCGCCUGUUCCCGCUCGAGGUCACCCAUGUGUCGACUGUUCCACAGGGCACACCGGGCUACGUCGACCCCGUGUACCACCAGUGCUACAAGCUGACCGACAAGAGCGACGUCUACAGCUUCGGCGUCGUGCUGGUGGAGCUGAUAUCCUCAAAGCCUGCUGUGGACAUGAGCAGGAGCCAUAGUGAGAUCAACCUGGCCAACAUGGCUCUCAACAGGAUUCAGAACCAUGAAGUUGUUCAGUUGGUUGAUCUGGAGCUCGGCUAUGACACCGAUCCCGAAACAAAGAGGACGAUCGACCGCGUGGCCGAGGUGGCCUUCCAGUGCCUGCAGAUGGAGAGGGAUCUGAGGCCGUCGAUCAAGGAGGUGGUGGAGAUCUUGACUUGCGUCAGGGACGGAGACUGUCGGGCUAAGAGCAUGAAGAAGAAAGCGUCUCAGAAAGAGGACGCGCACUUGCUCACGGAGGGCCUGCAGUUUUCGCCUGACUCGGUCAUCCAUAGAUUCCAUAGCCAGUCAACUAACCACUCGGUAGCAUCGAAUGCUAGCGGGUUAUGAUGUGCUUUGUAUUGAUUCUGAAGAAAUAAGGCCGCCCUGUCGAUCGGAUGAGUUGUAUAUAGCAUAGAGUUUGCUAAUGAGGUGAUUCAUCUUCUAAUAAGUACAGGCUCACGGUUGCAGUAACUCUGCAUUUUUUAGCUUGGCAAUGAUUCAAAUGGUAGGUGUAUGUACUAGGAGCAAAUUCCAGGGUAAGCACUGUAAUAUACAUAUAGUCAGUUCAAGAUUGAAUUCAGAAGUUGAACUGAUCAACAUUCAUAUUA
Molecule: messenger RNA, 3344 nt
Organism: Aegilops tauschii subsp. strangulata
Lineage: Eukaryota; Viridiplantae; Streptophyta; Magnoliopsida; Poales; Poaceae
Product: LEAF RUST 10 DISEASE-RESISTANCE proteinUS RECEPTOR-LIKE PROTEIN KINASE-like 1.2
Biological process (GO): protein phosphorylation
Molecular function (GO): polysaccharide binding; ATP binding; protein kinase activity
Source: RefSeq, a predicted model, not a curated record